CCCCUUUGUGUAAUCUUUUUCCUUUACUCUGUGCUUCAAGUACGUAGGAUCCUUUUAUUUUUGUUUUUGGUGCUUUGGUGCAAACACAAAGCGCGUGAGGAAAUGACGGGUGUCGCGUACUCCGCCCUGUCGUUUUUGAUGCUAGGGACGGAGACUCCUUCCAUGGAAAAAGCCACUAAAGAGAACCACCAUGGAAACCAUGAGCUCUCAUUCCAAGCAAAUCCACCUUGGCGGAACGGCAGCCAUGAGCGCAAUGGAGGCGGGGCGACCACAAUUGCGUUGGGUGCGAGAGAGAAGGAGCUUAGCUAUGGGACGAGGAGGGUUCUUAAAUCAAUGAUGCAUGCUUCCAAACUAUCUGCGUCUCAACAGCGGCACCUCGAUAGUCUUCUAGAUUCCCGAACCCCACUCCCCGCCACCCCGCAAGCCGGCAUGUCCCUCCGCCCCACAGAUCCAUCCUGCCUCGACCUCCACAUCGGAUACACACCCCCGGCACCCAGCAAGCGAGCGCCGGUGCCUGUUCGGGGCAGAAGACCGCAGAUCAGAACGUUGGGGACGAUUGCGGCCAGCGAUGCGUUUGAGAUUGAUAUGUGGCGGCCGAGUGUUCAGAAAAAUUACUCCGUCGAGAAACACCGCCUGCAGCGUCUCAUGGCAACCCACGGCGCACCUGCGGUUGACGUCUCCCCCGCCGCGGAAGGCGAGCUGUGGUCUGACGACGAAGUGCCUGGACGUCGCAGGAAGGGGCGGCGGGCGGCGGCGCCGAAGAGGGAAGAGGAGAUUGAUGAGUUCGAUAUGUUGAUGAACGAAAUUUCGGACAGGAAGAAAUGGUUGGACGACAUGACGGCGAUGGGAAAAGCCCAGCCGCACAAGCGGCAGAUACAGAGCGAGAUUGCGCUGAGGAUCAAUAUGCUUGAGAAGAUAGACAAAGAGCGCAGUGGAGCUUAGCGCCGAAGUGACCGCGGAGGUUCAGUUGGCCUGGAAGAGCCAAUUUCUUCACCCCGUAACCGAUUUCGCACACGCCAACCAAUUGCGCCAAACGCUCCUCCUACGUCUUUCAGCUCAGACUGGAAAGUCUUAUGUAGGGAUGCUUGUACCUAGAUGAUGUUGUGUAAGGUCCUUGUUUCUGUGCCCCAAGCACAUAACGAUUGCAUGUAUAUGUACAUGGAUGGUGCGAUAUUGAUUGU
This is a messenger RNA of Fimicolochytrium jonesii, 1181 nucleotides long. RefSeq lists its product as uncharacterized. The transcript is spliced from 7 exons. Lineage: Eukaryota; Fungi; Chytridiomycota; Chytridiomycetes; Spizellomycetales; Powellomycetaceae. The record is from RefSeq and is a predicted model, not a curated record. The coding region runs from base 103 to 942 and encodes 279 amino acids.